GGCGGUACAGCGCUCUUGACAUUCGUGUGUGUAAUUUAUCGUUUCUCCAGGAAAGUGAACAAUAUUAUUAGUGAUUUCAGUGACUAUUUAAAUUAUAUUUUUGUUGAUACUACUGGUUUUAAAUAUUGGACAUUUAUAUAUUCUAUCAACCAUGACUCCAGUCUGAAGACUGUAAUUUGUAGCAGAAAGAAAGCAGCACCGUGACCACGAUGUUUCAGAAACCAACCUUCGGAGCCAACUCUUCAGGCUUCGGCUCCUUCAAUGCUGGCGCUACCACUUCGUCCCCCUUCGGCGGGGGCUUCAAAAGUACCACCAACAGCGCCUUCGGAGCCCCGCCUGCCUUUGGCGCCGCCGCUCAACCAGCCACUGGUGGUGGUUUGUUUGGGUCAACCAACACUUCAAGCGGAGUCUUCGGCACAACUAACACAUCUGGGUUUGGUUCCGGAGGGGGCUUCGGAGGGUUCGGAGCCAGCUCGUCCACCGGAGGAGGCCUGUUUGGGGCUUCGCAGCCUGCCCCGCUGUUUGGAGCUCAGCAGCAACCAUUCCAGGCUAAACCAGCUGGCUUCGGAUUUGGUGCAACAUCCACAAGCACGGCUGGUACCACUCCGGGUUCGACCUUAUUCGGUGCUGCGCCCGCGACAGGCGGCAUGUUCGGGCAACAACCCGCCAUGGGUGGCACUCUCUUCGGUAACAAUACCGGGGGUUUCGGACAGCAACAAACAGCCAGUGGCACAGCUCACGCGAAAUACAACCCAGUGGUGGGAACCGACGUGGUCGUCAAAUCUGGGACCUCGCAGAACAUCAACAUCAAACACCAUUGCAUCACUUGCAUGAAGGAAUACGAGAACAAAUCGCUAGAAGAACUUCGUCUUGAGGACUACACAGCAGGCCGCAAAGGAGCGCAGGGUGGAGGGGUGUUUGGCUUCAGUCAGCCGCAAGAGAAUAAACCACUGUUUGGUGGUUCCACGUUCGGCGCGCCGGCCACGACGAGCGCUGGCGUGUUCGGCGGCGGAGGCCUCGGCGCCUCCACUACCGGCUUUGGAAACACUAGUACAUUUUCGUUCGGCGGCGGCGCGCAAAACACAACGCAGACGAACUCCUUGUUCGGCGCUAGCAAACCCGCCUUCGGGGCAACUUCUACUGUUGGUACUGGUCUGUUUGGAGCAACAACCACGCAGGCGCCGUCCUUCGGCACCGCCACGUCUACCUUUGGAGGGUUUGGUACCAACACAGCUACGCAGCCAAGUACCGGCCUCUUCGGGGCCAAACCAGCCACGACCGGUUUCGGCGCGACGCCCAGCUCGGGCUUUGGUUCCUUCGGCUCGGGCGGCGGCGGUCUCUUCGGCGCUAAGCCCGCCGCGCCCCCAGCAUUCGGUUCCCUAAACACAUCUGGUUUCGGCACGACAACGAGCACCUCAGGCGGUCUGUUCGGGGCUAACAACACGUUUGGCAAGCCCGCUACACAGCCUACCUUCGGGUUCAACCAGCCUACACUUGGUGGUGGUCUGGGCACGAACACAUUCCAAGCGAAGCCCGCCGGGCCUGCGUUCGGGUCUCUCGGCGGAGGGUCGUUGUUCCAGCAACCGCAGCAGCAGACGACGUUUAAAACUGAUGGUUUAGGAGGUGGCUUAGGCGGCGGUAUGUUCGGCAACACGAGUGGUCUGGGCGGUCUGGGCGGUCUCGGGGCUCCGCAGACAUUCGGAACAAACACCAGCUUCAUGGGACAGAGCGGUCUAUCAGCCACGCCACAGAACAACGUCCACGAACAGAUUCUGUCACUCGUCGCCCGGCCUUAUGGAGACUCACCGCUAUUCAAAGACUUGGUGCCCGAUACGUCCACAACCGCCGAAGACGCCCUAAAACCGACCAACCCUGCGGCGGUCGCGGCCGUACUAGCCAACGAUGCUAACUACAGAGUGGGUUCCUCUGUUUCAAGACUAAAAGUACUGCCCAGAGCCACAUCUCACCCUCAGAAAUCACUCUUCGACGGUCUAGAAGAAUACGACGCCAGUUUAGACGACCAGCUCACUUUGAAACCGAGUAGAAAACGUCUUGUACUCAGACCUAAGAAUACUCCCACGCUGGAACCGGAAACGCAAAACAGAUCAUUGGACGAGCAGAACCAUAGGGACGUUCCUACUCAAACUGAGAAAGAAAAGGACGGCAACUCUAACGAUGACGCGGACGGUCGACGGAACCAUAGCAAUAACAAUAACAUAGAACUCAGUUCAGAGAAGAAUGCCAGUUGGCUCAGUUCACCAAAGGGUCCAUGGAACGAUAAGGAGAAACAUAAUGAAGAAGAGCCUACUUCCAGACUUUAUCCAGAUUUAGAUAAGGAACUACCAGCACAGUUUCCAGAGCGUAGGUCCAGCUGGUUAACAACGAAACCUCUUCGAAAACCGUUGCCCUCCGCCGCAGAAACCUCCGCCGAGCAUUCAGUGAGAGAACUGGGCGUUAGGAGCGAAAGAGAUAAGGAGAAUAUUGACAGUUUAUCCGAGGAGGAGAGUAUGACGCGCGAGCCGCCACCAGCCGCGCCGCACCCGGCCGGCGUCAAACUAACCAGGCCUGGGUACUAUACUAUACCCUCAUUGGAGGAGAUGAUCGCGUACAUGCGACCGGAUGGCUCUUGCGUCGUGCCACAUUUGACUAUCGGUCGAAAAAACUACGGGAACGUUUUCUAUGAUUGCGAAGUUGAUGUGGCUAACCUAGAUCUUGACGCUUUAGUACAUUUCCUGAACAAGGAGGUUAUCGUAUAUCCCGAGGACUCAGACAAGCCGCCAGUUGGCCAAGGACUGAACCGUCGAGCAGUGGUCACGCUCGACCGAAUCUGGCCCAGGGACAAGACAGAGAAGACUCCCAUCACGGACCCUGAAAGGUUACUAACAAUGGACUACGAGGGCAAGUUGCGUCGUGUGUGCGACAAGCACGACACGAAAUUCAUCGAAUACCGCCCGCAGACCGGCAGUUGGGUCUUCCGGGUGGAGCACUUCAGCAAGUACGGUUUGACAGAUUCCGACGAAGAGGAUGAUCCAACGCCGACGGUGCUCAAGCGGCAACUAGUCAACGAAUCUUUGCAGAAAAAUGCUGCGCCAGGUCAAAUACCCCCCGUACCCACCGCUCCCGGCCUCGGCGGGCUCGGCGGGCUGAGCGGGCUGGCCGGGCCCGGGCUGCGCGGGCUGGCAGCGCCGGGGCUCGGCGACGACAGUCUCUAUGCUAUGCAGCAUACGUCGCUUGACCUGCUAGGACAAGCUGGAAAAGCAUUCGACAUGGACACUGCCGAGGAUAACGGCGAGCCUCAGAGCCUUUAUGACUCCACCAGAGGUUUCGGCGUGAAGAGUCCUACUGCGGAACUGGCGCGGUUGGAGAACAGACAGAGCCACCACGUCCAAUUGAUGAAGGCAUCCAUUUAUGCCGACGAUAUGGACAUGGACGAUGGCACGUCAACGUCAACAGGAGACCAGCAAGUGCCGGCCCCGCGGAGCGUGUUCCGACUCGCCCCGCGUGACAACUUACCCCCCGUUGUAGAGGAGACUGGGGCUUUAGUGCACUUGCCUGACAUCUCGACUGGCGUGGAUCUACCGAUGCGACCGCUCAUAGUGAAUCCAGAGAAAAUCGUCCUUAAAUACCACAGAAAAGUGCUGCCGUUCAAACUGACUAUAGCCGGUAAACUGGACGCGGCCUGCAUAGCAGAUUUCUCAGUGAGUCGCGCGCGCCAUAGUCGCGUUGGAUUCGGUCCCGGUGGUGCUAUGGUCUUUGCUUCCACGUAUGAUACGCUGGUUGAUCUGCCUAGAGCGGCACAACUAUCGGAAAUCGGCAAAUACGUCGCGGGUCGGGCUGAGGACGAUUGGAGCGAACCCGUGGUCGCCAGGCUGGCUGUAGGACAAACUGACACCACAAACAACUUCAUGACUACAUUAACCAAACAAAUGGAAAACCUCCUCGAAUGGUCGACAUCUAUACCCAAAGAGUCACCUGUAGAAAAUUGUCCGCGGCUAACGUUAAAAGAAGCCCCGCGGGACAGGAGGGAAGCCCUGAAGGCUCUUAGGGAGCGCGCGGGGCACGACCGAGACGGGACCACUAAGUUUGGCGUGUCGGGAGCGUACUGCUAUGAAGUAUGGACGCUGUGCGAGGCGCUAUGGGGAGCGGACUUAGACAACGGAGGCGUCCCCGGCACAGACGACCUGUCUAUAGUGAAUCGGCAUAGAGAGCUGCUACGCUGGCUCACACAGGCUGUGGCGGCCAUCACUGACCGCGAACUGCAGCGGCCGUGCAAACCGGAGCCCGAGGAUGAGUCAGACACCCACAGCGCGCGUGUAUGGACCUUACUACUCGGCGGACGGUUGCUCGAAGCUUGCAAGCUGUCUAGAGAUAAAGGAGACAUGCAUAUGGCCUCACUCAUAGCUCAGGCUGCCGGUGAUGGCGUAUUCCGCAGCCUCAUAGCUCGUCAGUUAUCGCAGUGGCGAGAAUGUGGGGCUGAAAGCACAGUAUCUGCUCAUCGGCUGGCAUCUUUGCAGUUAUUAGCUGGUCUGGAAAGCCCCCGGACCAAACUUAUGGAAGGAGACUGGUUACAGACGCUACAUGCUGUGGCUAGAUACAUCUGCGCCCCCAUCCCCUCUCUAGAGCACGUGAUCCGAACAUACGAGAGUUUCUUCGUGGAGCCCGACGAAGGCCCCGCCGACAUGACCGUCGUCACCGACAACCAAAUGGAGCUCAAGUGCCCCCUACCGCCUUACAUGGGAGACUACGACGUGUCAGUUCACUAUAAUGGCAAGCAGCGCCGCGUUCUGGACCUGCGCUACGAGUUACUCAGGGCUCGGGCCUUCAACCAAAGGCCGAAGUUUCACCCCGCGGCCUACACUCCCGACCCUACCGACUACAGUUUAAGUUUCCUUCUUGGCGUGUGGUUUGGCGACCCAACUAUAGAGAGCAUCACAGGCGUCGCGGAACAAUUAGAGGCGGUAGGACAGUGGCAUCUUGCUGUUCAAGCCUUGGCUCACCAUCCUAACGAUGCCGCACGAGGCCACCUGAUUCGCGGCGUUCUAUCCCGCCACGCCCCCGCACGAGCGGAUACGGCCGAGCUGCGCGCGCGACUCGACCUUAUCGAGACACUACAAGUCCCGCGCAAGUGGGUGUUGUUAGCGCAGGCGCAUCGCGCUAAGUAUGAGCACCUGCCGGCGGUAGAAGUGGAACAUCUAGUAGGAGCUGAACAAUGGAACGCAGCGCACAAAGUUCUCUUAGAAGAAUUACUACCCGAAGCUGUUUUAGCCGAUGACCUACGCAGUAUAGCACCGCUACUGGAACAACUAAACGAGGCUGCCGAGCGGCAUGAAGUUAGCGGCUGGCAACAUGGUGGCCAGGCUCUGCACCACUACAUCAGAGUGUGCGAUGAGAUUCGCAGCCUAGUUUCGUGUAUGGAGGCCGACCGUGAGAGUGUCCAGACUCGCUUAGAGGCCCUUCGGCCUCGUGUGGCCGCCGCCUGUCGCGCGCAAGCCGGCCUCGCUGUCAAAACCCCUUGGCAGUGUGCGGCGCGCGCGGAGAUGGGCGCGCGGCUGCUGCAGCUGGCGGUGGCGGCGCGCGAGCCGCCCGCGCAGCUGGCCGCCCUCCUCGCCGCCCUCCCCCUGCCGCCAGACUGCACCGCCACCGCGAGACAGAAGCGAGCCGCCCGCGCAGCUGGCCGCCCUCCUCGCCGCGCUCCCCCUGCCGCCAGACUGCACCGCCACCGCGAGACAGAAGGUACUGUCUCUCUCACUCUCUCUCUCUCUGUAGCGAGCCGCCCGCGCAGCUGGCCGCCCUCCUCGCCGCGCUCCCCCUGCCGCCAGACUGCACCGCCACCGCGAGACAGAAGGUACUGUCUCUCUCACUCUCUCUCUCUCUGUAGCGAGCCGCCCGCGCAGCUGGCCGCCCUCCUCGCCGCGCUCCCCCUGCCGCCAGACUGCACCGCCACCGCGAGACAGAAGGUACUGUCUCUCUCACUCUCUCUCUCUGUAGCGAGCCGCCCGCGCAGCUGGCCGCCCUCCUCGCCGCGCUCCCCUGCCGCCAGACUGCACCGCCACCGCGAGACAGAAGGUACUGUCUCUCUCACUCUCUCUCUCUCUGUAGCGAGCCGCCCGCGCAGCUGGCCGCCCUCCUCGCCGCGCUCCCCUGCCGCCCGACUGCACCGCCACCGCGAGACAGAAGGUACUGUCUCUCUCACUCUCUCUCUCUCUGUAGCGAGCCGCCCGCGCAGCUGGCCGCCCUCCUCGCCGCGCUCCCCUGCCGCCAGACUGCACCGCCACCGCGAGACAGAAGGUACUCGAGCCGCCCGCGCAGCUGGCCGCCCUCCUCGCCGCGCUCCCCCUGCCGCCCGACUGCACCGCCACCGCGAGACAGAAGGUACUGUCUCUCUCACUCUCUCUCUCUCUGUAGCGAGCCGCCCGCGCAGCUGGCCGCCCUCCUCGCCGCGCUCCCGCUGCCGCCAGACUGCACCGCCACCGCGAGACAGAAGGUACUGUCUCUCUCACUCUCUCUCUCUCUGUAGCGAGCCGCCCGCGCAGCUGGCCGCCCUCCUCGCCGCGCUCCCCCUGCCGCCCGACUGCACCGCCACCGCGAGACAGAAGGUACUGUCUCUCUCACUCUCUCUCUCUCUCUGUAGCGAGCCGCCCGCGCAGCUGGCCGCCCUCCUCGCCGCGCUCCCCCUGCCGCCCGACUGCACCGCCACCGCGAGACAGAAGCGAGCCGCCCGCGCAGCUGGCCGCCCUCCUCGCCGCGCUCCCGCUGCCGCCCGACUGCACCGCCACCGCGAGACAGAAGGUACUGUCUCUCUCACUCUCUCUCUCUGUAGCGAGCCGCCCGCGCAGCUGGCCGCCCUCCUCGCCGCGCUCCCCCUGCCGCCCGACUGCACCGCCACCGCGAGACAGAAGGUACUGUCUCUCUCACUCUCUCUCUGUAGCGAGCCGCCCGCGCAGCUGGCCGCCCUCCUCGCCGCGCUCCCCCUGCCGCCCGACUGCACCGCCACCGCGAGACAGAAGGUACUGUCUCUCUCUCUCUCUCUCUGUAGCGAGCCGCCCGCGCAGCUGGCCGCCCUCCUCGCCGCGCUCCCCCUGCCGCCCGACUGCACCGCCACCGCGAGACAGAAGGUACUGUCUCUCUCACUCUCUCUCUCUCUCUGUAGCGAGCCGCCCGCGCAGCUGGCCGCCCUCCUCGCCGCGCUCCCGCUGCCGCCCGACUGCACCGCCACCGCGAGACAGAAGGUACUGUCUCUCUCACUCUCUCUCUGUAGCGAGCCGCCCGCGCAGCUGGCCGCCCUCCUCGCCGCGCUCCCCCUGCCGCCCGACUGCACCGCCACCGCGAGACAGAAGGUACUGUCUCUCUCACUCUCUCUCUCUGUAGCGAGCCGCCCGCGCAGCUGGCCGCCCUCCUCGCCGCGCUGCCCCUGCCGCCAGACUGCACCGCCACCGCGAGACAGAAGGUACUGUCUCUCUCACUCUCUCUCUCUGUAGCGAGCCGCCCGCGCAGCUGGCCGCCCUCCUCGCCGCGCUCCCCCUGCCGCCCGACUGCACCGCCACCGCGAGACAGAAGGUACUGUCUCUCUCACUCUCUCUCUCUGUAGCGAGCCGCCCGCGCAGCUGGCCGCCCUCCUCGCCGCGCUCCCCCUGCCGCCCGACUGCACCGCCACCGCGAGACAGAAGGUACUGUCUCUCUCACUCUCUCUCUCUGUAGCGAGCCGCCCGCGCAGCUGGCCGCCCUCCUCGCCGCGCUCCCCCUGCCGCCCGACUGCACCGCCACCGCGAGACAGAAGGUACUGUCUCUCUCAC
Messenger RNA from Leguminivora glycinivorella, 7793 nucleotides. RefSeq names its product nuclear pore complex protein Nup98-Nup96 (gene Nup98-96). Gene Ontology annotation, biological process: post-transcriptional tethering of RNA polymerase II gene DNA at nuclear periphery; RNA export from nucleus; protein import into nucleus. Gene Ontology annotation, cellular component: nuclear pore; nuclear pore cytoplasmic filaments. NCBI's taxonomy places the organism in Eukaryota, Metazoa, Arthropoda, Insecta, Lepidoptera, Tortricidae. Bases 210 to 7478 code for a protein of 2422 amino acids. The record is from RefSeq and is a predicted model, not a curated record. The transcript is spliced from 50 exons. Gene Ontology annotation, molecular function: structural constituent of nuclear pore.